UGGAGUAGGAAGGAAGUAAGAGAGAACGAGGGAGAAAGGAGAAGGCUGGGUCAGGGAGAGGAGUGUAGAUGGUGGUAGGCGAUUCAAGGGGGAAGCUUGUUAAGAGCCAAACAUGAAGGGGGGGGAGCCUACAGGAAAUGAGCUCUCCAUCCUGCAGUUAAAUCUGACCUCUUGGCUGACGAUCAAAUGCUUGUCCAUCCAAAUACCAUAGCGUCUCUGUCCAGGGCACGGGCUGAGGGAGGGACAGAGGGAAAAGAGGGAGGGAGAACGGGCACUUCCCCAGUCGUCUGUCUACGAUUUACAGAUAUACAGGGAGGGAGAGCGAGUCCUCGGAACCACCCCCAGCUUCACAUACAGAGAACAACACGUCCCCCUCUGCCACCAACAUCCAAACACUCAUACUGAUGCCGUGAGAUGGAUCUAAAAAAGUCGAGCAUUGCUCAGAUAUACAGAUGUCUCUUCUUCACUCCCACUCCUUCACUCGAGGGCAAUGAGGUAAAAAUGGGGAACUAUUAAUAGCCGGAUGCCAGACCAAGAUGAUGGACAGUGCUGAAGAGAAACUUCAUUAUUAAAAUGCUGCCUUUACUUCUAAUAGGACUGUUUGGAUUCUGAGCCUAAGAUUGGACUUCAGUGGAAUUCUUCCAGCUCCGGGUUUGGGUGGAAACAACCUUUCCCAUUUUAAGGGUGCAGUUUUUUUCCCCUUGCUCACGUAAUUGCUUGCGUGUUAGCCCUAAUUGGAGGUAGGAGGUUAUAGGAACUUACUGGAUCAGACCACGAUGGAAUGGAGUGUGUGGGGUGCAGGAGCUGAGGAGACUUCCCCGUGCCUGGUUGUCGAGUUCUGGAGACCUUACUUCACCUCAGCUCCACUCUUAGACCUUCAUGUACAACAAGAAAGACUAGCAUAUUCAGACUCAGCACAGCUUCUUCAACAUAUUUAACCUCACCUCAUCUACCCUAGACCUUCAUUCUCUCUAGUUCGAUUGAGCUCCUUUUUUAGGAUGCGGCGCUUUGCCAAGCUCAAAAAAACCUUUCCGUUUCUUGCACACUUCCAUGUGUACAAAAAGCUGGGCAGUGGUAUGCAGGGUGAAGAAGGCACAGAGUGGCUCCUGGAGCUGCUGAUGGAGGUGCAGCUGCAGCAGUAUUUCCUGCUCAUCCGGGACGAUCUUAACGUCACGCGCCUGUCACACUUCGACUACGUCAAGAACGAAGACCUGGAGAAGAUCGGCAUGGGCCGGCCCGGACAGAGAAGGCUGUGGGAGGCAGUGAAGAGGAGAAAAGCGAUGUGCAAACGCAAGUCUUGGAUGAGUAAGGUGUUCAGCGGGAAGAGACCAGACGGGGAUUUCCAGCCGCAGGCAACCAGCACUUUUCGUAAGCUCUCGAGCACUCCUCCUCCUACAGAAGGCCAGCAGCAAGCACUCACCUGCCUGAUCAGCGAGAAGGAGCUGACGUUGUGUGAGAAGCUCGGAGACGGCUCGUUCGGCGUGGUGAAGCGUGGAGAGUGGGUCACCCCGGGGGGAAAAGUGUUAAAUGUCGCGGUGAAAUGUUUAAAGACAGACGUCCUGAACCAGCCAGACGCUCUGGAUGACUUCAUUCGUGAGGUCAACGCCAUGCACUCACUCGACCACCAGAACCUCAUCCGCCUCUACGGAGUCGUCCUCACACACCCCAUGAAGAUGGUGACAGAGCUGGCUCCUCUUGGCUCUUUGCUGGAUCGCUUGAGAAAGACGCAGGGACACUUCCUUAUCUCUACGCUCUGCCAAUACGCCAUCCAGAUUGCUAACGGUAUGGCCUACCUGGAGACCAGGCGCUUCAUCCAUCGAGACCUAGCUGCCCGCAACAUCCUGUUAGCCUCCAGCGACCUCGUCAAGAUCGGAGACUUCGGCCUGAUGAGGGCGCUGCCCAACAACGAUGAUCAUUACGUCAUGCAGGAGCAUCGUAAAGUCCCCUUUGCUUGGUGUGCUCCAGAGAGCCUGAAGACACGCACCUUUUCCCAUGCCACGGACACAUGGAUGUUUGGGGUGACCCUGUGGGAAAUGUGCACUUACGGCCAAGAGCCAUGGCUCGGCCUCAACGGCAGUCAGAUCCUUCAUAAGAUAGAUAAGGAACGUGAGAGGCUACCGAAGCCUGAGGACUGUCCCCAGGACAUCUAUAAUGUCAUGCUGCAGUGCUGGGCGCAGAAACCCGACGACAGACCUACAUUUGUGGCUCUCAGAGAGUUCCUGGUGGAGACGAUGCCGACUGAUAUGAGGGCGCUGCAGGACUUUGACGAGCCUGACAAACUGCACAUUCAGAUCGGUGACGUCAUCACCAUCAUCGAGGGCAGGGCGGAGAAUUAUUGGUGGCGAGGGCAAAACAAGCGCACGCUGAAGGUGGGGCAGUUCCCCAGGAACGCGGUUACCUCCGUAGCCGGACUGUCGGCUCAUGACAUCAGCCGGCCACUGAAGAACAGCUUCAUCCACACGGGCCAUGGAGACACCAACCCUCGCCGCUGCUGGGGCUUUCCGGAUCGGAUAGACGAUCUGUAUCUGGGGAACCCCAUGGAUCCUCCGGAUGUCCUGGGGCUGGAUCCAAAUGCUCCCAGGCCCACACAGCUUCCUGGGCGUGCCAAAAAGGAUCCUCCCCCUCGGCCCCCUCAGCCUGCUGUGCUCCUGAAGAACCAAAACUAUGACCCAGUUACAGAGGAUGAAGACCUGACGUCCUCCGGCUUGAGUCGCCUCUCAUUAAAAAAGCCCCCCACAAAGAGCCUGAAACUGAAGCCAUCAGCCUGGGUUUCAGCCACCAAGCUGAGCGAUCGGCCUUUUUAUUGCCUCCGAACUCCAGGAGGUGGUACUGCCUCUGAGGUCUCUCUUAUAGACUUUGGAGAAGAAAUGUUCUCUUCUACCCCCUCUCCUGUUGUAGAAUCCCAGGUCUCUAGUUUGUCUAGACUGGUCCUGGAAGCAGAUAACAUCUUGGAUUGUACCCCACCCCAUAGUCCGUUUCGGUCUCUGCCUCGGCCACUCCACCCCACCCCAGUGGUAGACUGGGACUCGAGACCUCUCCCUCCUCCUCCAGCAUAUGAUGACGUAGCACAGGAUGAAGACGACAUCGAGGUGAGCUCGAUCAAUAGCACAGAGAUAAGAGGUCCUGAUGAACCUGGCUCUCCUUGUGCCCCUUGCACUCCUGCAAAUGAGGAUAAAUUCAGAGUAGAGGAUGAUCUCUUCCCCCCCAGCACACAGAGUUGUUCUCGGACCUUCUCACAAUCAGCUGAGAUCUUCCAGGAGCUACAGCACGAGUGCAUGAAGCGUCUGAACGUACCCGUAGGCUCCAUAAGCCCCGAUCCCUACCGCCAGAUCUUUCUGUCCACGUGCGAGGACAAGCCCCAGGUCCCGCCUCGAGUCCCGAUCCCACCUCGACCUCCAAAAAGCACAGGAAACGACUGUGCCCGCUGGUCACGUGACCUCUCUCCAGCCUCGUGCUGCGAGGACGAGAAGGCUUGUCCGCCUCAGAUCCCCCCGAGGGAUCCGCUGUCUCAGCCGGGCUCUCGUACGCCCAGCCCCAUGAAUCGUACCACACACUUCCUCUCCACCUCACCGGGCAAAUUGAUGCCUACUACACAGAGCUUUGCCUCUGACCCCAAAUACGCUGCACCCAAAGUCAUUCAGGCCCAGGGCAAAGACAAGGAAUCAGCCAAAGGACCCUGCAUACUGCCCAUCGUACGAGACGGCAAGAAAGUGAGCAACACGCACUAUUACCUGCUGCCUGAGAGGCCCACGUACUUGGAUCGUUAUGACAAAUUUUUCAAAGAGGCUGAAGAGGAUGAGAGAAGGCCAGUCAACACGGCGACAGUCAGACCCAUGGUGCAACAGCAGGGAGACACAAAAUCAAACUUUUCCUGCAAUAAUAACAGCUGUCUUCCAGCCAGAGCAGGCAUCAGGAACUCUAUCAGUCUGACCAAAGUCAGCACCGAAGGGUCUGGCAGCAGGGCAGAGGGAGCGGCUAACGCUGACAGAGUUAAAUUGGUGCAGGAGGCGGUGCACGGUGUGACGAUUGAGGAGUGUCAGACGGCACUGCAGAACCAUACCUGGAACGUGCAGAAGGCUGUGCACUACCUAAAGGUGGAGCAGCUCUUCUGUCUGGGUUUGAAGUCCAGGGUGGAGUGUCAUAAGAUCCUGGAGAUGUGUGACUGGAACCUGGAGCUGGCCAGCACUCAGAUUUUAGACACUUAUGGCUCAGUCAAACAGAGUUCGUCCCAGUUGGCCGUCUGUGCGCUCUGUUCAGCAGUGUGCUGACUCCCACAAAGGACUGUAUACCAGGAGAAAAAAGCGAUAAUAAAACUCACAGACGAGCACGUCUUCAUCUUCGUCCUCAUCCUCCCCUCAUCAAAGAUUAAACAGGGCAUCUAGAAAACACUAGGAAUCUCGAGUUCCCUCGCUCUGCUAUACCGAGGGACUCGCGUCCGUGCGUCCGUGCACGUCCUUAGAACUGAGCGUCUUCCUCCAGAAGCCUUUCUCAAGGUGCACUUCUGAGUUCAGAGGUCAACAGUUCAUCAAGUUUUAUUUGUUCUCUGUUUUGAACAGAAAAAAGGUAGAAACCAAAGUGCUGCUGGUCCGUUACAAUACGAUGUUUUGUUUGUUUGUUUGUUUUUUAUACAGAGCUUUAUUUGAUAAAUAAUAAAAGGAGAUUAUUCAAUGGGAACUCAGUGUAUAAGAGGUGUAUAUAUUAUCAGAGUGUAUAGGCUUGUUUGUGUCAAAUGGCCCUUUUUUUUCAGCUGACUGCAACAAUGUUUAUCGAAAUUGUUUUGUGUUGUGUUCUUUCUUGCUUUAUCUAUUUUUUUCCCCCUGUUCUUUUCGUUUAAAGAUAUCUACGUUCACACUUUCCUAACCCUGUGUUUGCACUAGCUAUCGACAGGACGUAAGUUCCCUUCUUCCUCGAAUCCGAUUGCAUCAGAUUUAGCAAUAAUUUGAAUUAUUCGCGUCAUCGUAAAGCAUCCGCGGUUUCUUUCUAUGAAUAAAAGGUGCUCCUCGUUCCGUUUAACCUGAUCGCCGCUGUCUGAUGUCAUCAGUGACUCCUCCCACUCACGAACACUUCCUGUAGAGGAUAUCAGUUGCAUAUCUGAGUGUUCUUAAUAGUUUGUUUCUUUGUUUGUUUUGUUGUUGUUUUUUUCUGUAUUUUUCAUUGCACAUUUCACUGGUAUUGUGCAUCGGAAUUUUAGCGAGCUGCUCCUACACAAUACUUCAGCACGAGCGCUCUCAGGAUACACUGAUGUCAACAAGUCGAAGCGAUCAGUCGAAGUCAGGCUGUUUCCCGAAUAACAAAAAUACAGCUCGGUUUGUUCGACGUCCGGAAAAGUCCAAUUGUGUCGUAUUGCCGUAUUUUCCACCAAAAAAAAUAAACAAAACAAAAACACGAUUAGCUCCGAGUGCCACUUCAUCAUGACAUGUCCUUUGUUAUUGUGAACACAGGGUUAAACCUAAAGGCCAAAAGACCACGCACAAUUCGUCCGCGUACCGUACGUCUGUACGUCUCCAGACUCGACACCAAGACAGCUGAGAUGUACGAAAUGCUUCGGUUCCUACAGCUGACUUGUUCCACGUACAGUACAGCGCAUUCACACAGCACAGAACUUACAGUAAAUGCUUCAAUACGGUGCAGUUUUCAGAAGCACAAUCGAGCGGCCUUAAAGAAAUCCUCCAGCCGUUAUAUCUAUCCGAACGGUGCGUGACGUUAAAACCGACACGUUUCCUCUGUGUGUUAAGAACAGACUUAAAAAUUUAUUAUAUUAUUAUGUAUAAGGGGCAGCUGUUAAAUUGCACCAACACACUUUAUAUGAAAAGAUAUGAGCUAAUCUACAGUUACAUUACAUUCUAACUUUCAUCCCUAUGAAGCUUAAUUCAAUCGGUCAGUACAGAGAAACGACUCGACGUGUUUGCACUUAUCUUUCACACUUUUUUCACACAGGUUUUUAAGUCACCAGCAAAUAUGUUAAAGUUAAACCUGUGAUAAACAGUUGCUUUGUAAACGCACAGUGGAGCCUCCAAGGUGUGAUGUUGAGUCCUUUUUUUUUUUUUUAAUUUUCUGACCUCACAAGAUGUAGAAAACAUAAUGGGAAGAAAAUAUGUCUAUAAUUCGCAAGCAACCCGCGACGGCGAUCUUUAUUUCGUCUGCAUUGUCGAUAAUAUCCAAGCUAAUCUAACGAGUGGUGAUGCUAGCUUACGACUCGUCGUAGUGAACAUGUAUCAUGUCGGUUAAAGUAUUUUUCCCCGGAUAUCAUCACAGCAUCCGGCACCCUGAGAUGUUAAAUAUCACUUCUUCCAGUUCCCUCCCAGAUGUUUUUCGUCUGCUUUACGGUAAUAACCGCUUGGAUGUAGCUCUUAAGGUCCAGUGUUAGAGAUACUGAAGCAUACAAUCAACCCCAUAAAACAGCAAUCUCACAGCCAUUGUGCGGCGACUCCUUCGGUCUCGGACUCAUUUUAUUCCCCUGACGGCAUGUAUUGUGUUGGACUCACUACGUCAGUUUCCAGCUCUGAAUAAUUAUAAUAAACACAUAGGCAUCCUGAUCAAACAGAUUAAUUAGCCUCCAUUAUGCUGUAUUUAUGAGAUUGAAAUGACCUUGUGGUGGUGUUUUCACACUCCGUUCUCCUGUUCCAGCUUUAUCAUGCCGUACUGUUCGCUCUUCCAUCUUCUUCUUUAUGUAUUUUACUGUCUUGUUCAUGCAGAUAUAAAAUUUAUAUACAGUAUAUAUAAAUAUAUAAAUACGUAUUUUUAUUAAAAAUUAACGAUUUUUAUCUUUUUCUAUAA
Messenger RNA from Tachysurus fulvidraco (yellow catfish), 6777 nucleotides. RefSeq names its product tyrosine kinase, non-receptor, 2b (gene tnk2b). NCBI's taxonomy places the organism in Eukaryota, Metazoa, Chordata, Actinopteri, Siluriformes, Bagridae. Gene Ontology annotation, cellular component: extrinsic component of cytoplasmic side of plasma membrane. The transcript has 16 exons. The record is from RefSeq and is a predicted model, not a curated record. Gene Ontology annotation, molecular function: protein serine/threonine/tyrosine kinase activity; protein binding; ATP binding. Gene Ontology annotation, biological process: protein phosphorylation; signal transduction; regulation of keratinocyte differentiation. The coding region runs from base 999 to 4268 and encodes 1089 amino acids.